Molecule: messenger RNA, 1719 nt
Organism: Penicillium waksmanii
Lineage: Eukaryota; Fungi; Ascomycota; Eurotiomycetes; Eurotiales; Aspergillaceae
Product: alpha-glucosidase
Exons: 1
Coding region: 1-1719 (572 amino acids)
Biological process (GO): oligosaccharide catabolic process
Molecular function (GO): alpha-amylase activity
Source: RefSeq, a predicted model, not a curated record
AUGUCAUCCCCGUGGUGGAAAAAUGCUUCCAUCUAUCAGAUAUAUCCCGCCAGCUUCAAGGAUACAAAUGGCGACGGAAUCGGCGACUUGCCAGGCAUUCUGAGCAAGCUGGACUAUAUCAAGUCCCUAGGUGUUGAUGCAAUCUGGAUAUGUCCGAUGUAUGACAGUCCUCAAUACGACAUGGGCUACGACAUUGCAAAUUAUGAAGAUGUCUACGCACCUUACGGUACAGUCGCAGAUGUCGAAGCUAUUAUCGCGGCAAGCCACGAGCGUGGUUUACGUAUUCUGCUCGAUCUAGUGAUCAACCAUACCUCCUAUCUACAUGAUUGGUUUAAAGAAUCACACUCUUCCAAGACCAGCUCCAAGCGAGAUUGGUACAUCUGGCGACCAGCAAAAUAUGACGCCGAUGGAACCCGUCGUCCUCCUAAUAACUGGCGCAGCUUCUUUGGCGGCAGCGCUUGGGAGUUCGAUGAUGCAACACAGGAGUAUUAUCUCCAUCUAUUUGCAGUUCAACAGCCUGAUCUUAACUGGGAAAAUCCAGAAACGCGAAAGGCAAUCUACGACUCGGCGGUUACAUUCUGGUUGGAAAAGGGAAUUGACGGAUUCCGCGUCGACACAGUCAAUAUGUAUUCGAAGAGGUCAUUUAUCGAUGCCCCAAUUCUUGACAAGCGACUUGAAUGGCAGCCGGCACAUUCCCUAUUCUGCAACGGUCCCCGAAUCCAUGAAUUUCUGCGCGAAUUAGGUCAGAUAUUAGCUAAAUACGACGCAAUGACAGUCGGCGAGCUACCUUAUACUCCACAGAUUACCGAGGUACUUAGCUAUGUCUCAGCCCAAGAGAAACAGCUCAGCAUGGUCUUUCAAUUCGAUGUGGUUGAAACCGGGACUGGUGAUCCGACAUUUAACACAACACCACGCAACUGGACCCUCCCAGCCCUUCGCAAGAGAAUUGCACAAACUCAGGAACUUGUGCCCACUGAUGGCUGGAGCACUUCCUUUCUCGAAAACCACGACCAGGCUCGAUCGAUAUCGCGUUUUGGGAAUGAGGAAACCCCUGAAUACUGGGCACUCAGUGCGAAGAUGCUCGCUAUCCUUGUCACAACACUCUCCGGAACGGUUUACAUCUAUCAAGGACAGGAAAUUGGGAUGGUCAAUUUCCCACUUGAGUGGGAUAUUGAAGAGUACAAGGAUGUUAAUAGUAUAAAUUAUUACAAGUUCAUCCAAGACUCGACAAAGAAUGAUCCGACCGCCGUGAAAAAGGCAAAGGAAGCGCUGGCCCAUCUGGCUAGAGACCAUUCGCGCAUUCCGAUGCAGUGGGAUGGCACAGCAAAUGCCGGGUUCACCACAGAGUCUGCAAAGCCCUGGAUGCGCGUGCAUGACAACUACUCCACUCUGAAUGUCGAGAAACAACAGACCGAUUCGAAGUCAGUUUUGGCCUUUUGGCAGGAAGCGCUCCGGGUGAGAAAGUCUUCGCCAAAGCUAUUCGCACAUGGUGUUUUCAGUGACACCGAACCAUGUAAUGAAAGUCUUUUCAUCUUCGAGAAGACUGGUGAUAGCCAGAAACUUCUUGUUUUACUCAACUUCACUACCGAAGCAAAGCCUAUUGACAUCGCGGAACGCCUGGGGGAUACACCACGCAAGGCCAUAAUCAAGAACUAUGAAGAUGAGCCGCUAGAUUCCUUGCGACCGUUGGAAGGCCGAGUAUAUCUCUUGGAUAAUUAG